Molecule: messenger RNA, 1173 nt
Organism: Trichoderma breve
Lineage: Eukaryota; Fungi; Ascomycota; Sordariomycetes; Hypocreales; Hypocreaceae
Exons: 7
Coding region: 1-1173 (390 amino acids)
Source: RefSeq, a predicted model, not a curated record
AUGAAACGCUCUAGAGCCGCCUAUAUAUACGACGUCGGUGACGCCAGAAAACCUCCAGCUAAAAGAGCUGCAACUUCAACCAAGAAAGCUUCUCCUUCUACCAAGAAAGCUGCUGCUUCCACCAAGAAAGCUGCUGCUUCCACCAAGAAAGCUGCUGCUAUUUCUACAAAGAAGGCUUCUGCUACCAAGGAAACUUCUUCCAGUGGAACAGCGCAGGCGACAGCAGCAGCAGCGCCGCCCUCACAAUCUUCGGAUGACCCCUUUGGAAAACGCUAUAAUAUAUCGUUGAGACCGAAUGGAGAGCUUAUGAUUCCGAGAUGGUGGGAGACGAACGGCCUUUGGUUUGAAUCAAAUAAAAAGGCUCUUGGCUUGAAUGCAAAACAAUGGAAGAUGACAGAAGAGGCGCUUAAGGAUGAUUCGCCUCUCGAAGGAUAUGAUGCAAACACCCUAGAAGAAUUCAUCUGUAUGAAGCCGCCGGCGGGUGAAAGAGACUCCAAUGACGGAGACGAAGAUGGCGAAGAAGACGAAGACGAAGACGAAGACGAAGACGAAGACAAAGAUAAAGAUAAAGAUAACGAAGAUGGUGAAGAAGAUGUAGAUGACGAUGACGAACAUCUCUGGGUUAUUACUCUGGGUGGCUAUGAGCGGUUUAGAUGGUGGAGUCAAGAAAUCUGCAAGCGAAACCAGGACGACUACUCUAUGUACAUCUACAAUGACUUCAGCUGGUAUGGAGUCAUCGAAGUACUGGAGAAUAUGUUUGUGCAGUUCGAACGGGUUCUCAAGUCCAAGAACCAUGAACCUUUGGACGUGUGGCGAGAGAUUGAAGGACUUGCAUGGCUUCUAAAUAGCGGAAACGCCGAAUUCGAAAUGUGUGACGAUGGCGAACGGUAUUCCAAAUUUCCUAACAUUCCAAUUGUGCUGUCUCUUCUCAUAAAAUAUGCAUGGACGAUGGGCCGCGGCGACUAUGGCUUCGAUGAUAAUAUUGAUUGGGUCUUUUAUGUUGUUCAACAGGCCGAGGCUGCAGAUAUUACCUUGGGUGGGCCGUCUGGAUUUGCAAAGAUUUUGGAGGAGAUCAAGGCCGAAGCUUCACAACACACGGCAGCAUCGCUUUCCAAGGUGAAAAAGAGCACAUUCAUCAACAAGUUCAAAUCUUACGGCUCACGAAGGCGGUGA